Molecule: messenger RNA, 2556 nt
Organism: Adineta ricciae
Lineage: Eukaryota; Metazoa; Rotifera; Eurotatoria; Adinetida; Adinetidae
Source: the annotation of a GenBank genome assembly
AUGAGGCGCAAAAUAUAUCGAUUGGAUAACAUUCUUAUUGCACAAGCUCUAUUGCUUAUUGCAACUGUUCGAACUAGUCAGAAAAAGCACGAUGAAUGUUUAGAACUUUCACAGCAAGUAUUGGUCAAGUUGAAACGACUGGUCCCGUCGAAUACUAUAGACAUUGCCAUUGGAUUAAGUGUUGUUGGUAAUGCAUAUCUCAAUGGAACAGCGAACUACGAUAAAGCAUAUGAGUGUUAUCAGGAUGCGUUGAAGAUCUUAGAAGAAUUUUACCCUUCACAGACUUCUGACAUCAGUAAUAUUCUUCAGUCUAUAGGAAUCACGCUUAUAAGAAAAGGAGAAUAUGACAAUGCUCAUGAUACGUUGAAUCGAUCUUUAAAAUUACUUGAGGAUCGUUAUUCAUCUGACGGUGUUGAAUUAGUUUCGGCUCUUACAAAAAUCGGCCACGUUUUAUUCAAUCAAGACCGACUUGAUGAGGCUCUUUCUGUCUACCAACGUGUUUUAACAAUUCAACUAAAAGCGUACUCAUCUGAUCAUAUUCUGGUUUCAAAUACUUAUAUUAAUAUAGGGAAUUUAUUAAAAAAGAAGAAAAAUUACGACGAAGCGCUAGAAUUGCUUCAAAAAGCAUUAACAAUCCAAGAAAGACACCUUCCACCGGACCAUUCUAGAAUCAUCUAUACUAUCAAGAUAUGUAUCGAUAUUUUCAAUAACCAGAACCGGUACGAUGAAGCAUUUGAAUAUCAACAUCGAUUGUUGAUCAUUCGACAGACCUAUCGGCCAUCGGCUAAUGAAGAAAUUAUGUUUACUUAUAAUCAGAUGGGCGAUAUACGAUUUAAACAAGGAAAAUAUGAUGAAUCAAUGAGUUUAUAUGAUAAGUCGUUACAAAUCUAUGAAGAAUUUCGCCCAACAAAGUAUUCCAGCACGUUGAAUUGCUUAAUGAAAAACGGCAAUCUUUUGAUCGAUCAAAAUAAUUAUCAAGAUGCUGUUAAGUAUUGCUGUCGAUCUGUAGAAAUUGCACGAAAAUAUUAUUCAGAUACAUAUGAAUCUCUUCCAUUGGGUAUUAUGAACGUUGGUUUGUGUUAUAGGUCUCAACGUCAAUUCAGUGAAGCAAUAGAAGCGUAUUCUGAAGCAUUAGAUUUACUAAAAAACUAUCAACCCAAUAAUUAUGAGGAUAUUCUCCGGUGCUUAUAUGAUCUUGGUCUCACCUUGUAUCGCAGUGGACCUAAGAAUUAUCGAAGAGCAAUCGAAGUUUUACAAGAAUACCUGAUAAUUACACAAUCGAGUUGUUCUUCAGACUAUUCAUCUCUACUUGAUGUUCUUUCCGAUCUAAGAAAAAUCCACCAGCUUCGACGUGAAUAUACGUUAGCUCUUCAAUAUGGCAUUCUGUGUUAUUCAAUACAAGAGAAGAUCCGUUCACCCACUCAUAUAGAAAUUGGCAAAAGUUUAGCAAAUAUUGGUUUGUGUUAUGAAGAGCUAUUUCAAUUUAGAAUGGCAUUAGAAUAUUAUCAGCGAGCAUUAAAUGUCUAUGAGGAUGAAGAAUGUUCGUCUGUUUCACCAACAGAUAUUUUCGACAUAGAACUAAAAAUUGACCGGAUUUUAACGAUACUUGCCCAAAUCGAGUUACAAAUUCAGCAAGCCGUAUUAAGACAACUAAAGAAAUACGGUGGAAAAAAACGACGUUUGGCACAGUUGUUGGAUGAAGAGCAACAACGAGAAUUAGAACAGGAAUUAGAAGAAGAACGACAGUUGCAACGUCCUCCUGCCGUUCAACCAUGUCAACCGAUUUUACACGAUGAAAUAAAGAAGUUAUGCGAAGUUAAUGAAAACGUAGAUAUCGUAAGUUCGCGUGACGUGUUUCAACAUUUGAAUUAUGCUUUCACUAAUACAACACUCUUCAAAAUUUGUCAAGCAAACAGCUGGCUGCCAAACCUGUGGGUUUCGACUGAAUUUCAACGUGUCAUUGCAACAAAAGGAGAAUCAUUGACUCCGUUUCUACGGCCUCCACGGUGGAUUGUCGUCUAUCGAAAUCAGCAACUUAUUUUUCUAAGUCCAUUCGAAGCCAAUUGGUUGAUGGGUCGGUUACCAUCCAACGAAUCACCCAUAACCACACUCCGUUUAUUAUUACCUCGGACAAAACGCAUUCAGUCGAUUUUUGUUAACACUCCUACUUUGACUGUUCCUCCGUUAAUUCGAUUUGCCAAUGACAAUAACGCGAAUUUCCUUCUGCCCAACGAUUGGCUGGUUCAAUUGUUCAUUUUCAACGGUACUCUUUACUUUGAAACUGUUGAGGAACAAACAGCCUUUUGUCAAUGUUUAAGUCUAUGUCCUAAUCCUCGAACAGAAGCCGAGAAGGACGCGUUUGAGAAAGAAUGGAUUGCUGCUGAUGGUUUUGUUGCAAAUCCAGAGCAUCGUUUGUCAUUACAACUUCAUCAGUCUCGAUUUCAUUCAAAUCCACUAGGAUUCAUCAAACAACUGAUCGAAAAUCGAAAUAAUUCAUAUGCAUCGAUCAGGUCGCAUGUUGGCAGUAUUAUUCUGAACUCAACUAAACUCAUUUAA